Molecule: messenger RNA, 2829 nt
Organism: Linderina pennispora
Lineage: Eukaryota; Fungi; Kickxellomycota; Kickxellomycetes; Kickxellales; Kickxellaceae
Product: putative K, P-type ATPase
Exons: 7
Coding region: 1-2829 (942 amino acids)
Biological process (GO): intracellular sodium ion homeostasis; proton transmembrane transport; sodium ion export across plasma membrane
Cellular component (GO): membrane
Molecular function (GO): ATP hydrolysis activity; P-type sodium:potassium-exchanging transporter activity; ATP binding
Source: RefSeq, a predicted model, not a curated record
AUGGCAUUGCGCAAAGUGGCCGACCAGCUGCGCUCGCUAAACUACCAUCUGGUGUCGGUCAACGACAUAUACAAUCGGUUCAGCACGCCGGUGGAUAGGCGAGUGGCGAAGCAAGGGCGGAAUGUGUUUUCGCGCGCAUCGCGCAGGAUCCCGCAGCGCCUCUUGCGGUGGUUUUUCGGCGGUUUCAACCGGUUCUUGUGGGUGUCGAUGAUUGUCUUUUGGCUGUGCUGGCGGCCGAUCGGUAACCCGCCGCAGGCCGGCAAUCUGGCCAUGGCCAUAGUGAUCAUUCUGGUCAUUAUCCUACAGGCGUCGUUCAGCGCAUGGCAGGAAUGGGUGACCAGACGUGCCAUGGAUUCGAUUGCCGAGAUGCUGCCCGCGGAGACGCUGGCAUUGCGCGAUGGGGAAUGGCGGCGGCUGAGCCCGGCUGACUUGGUGCAGGGGGAUAUAGUGUAUUUGCAAAUGGGCGAUAAGGCGCCAGCGGACAUGCGUAUAGUGGAUGUCUCAAUGGACGCCAUGUUUGACCGCUCGGCGCUAUCAGGCGCACCCGACCCGACCAUCGGCACGGUGAACUACACGAACACAAACUACCUGGAGACUCGCAACAUGGGCAACUGUACCGGCGUGGUGGUGGCCACAGGCGAUCGCACGGUGAUCGGGCGGAUUGCCAAGAUGAUGACACUGAAGAAGCCCGACCGGUCGAUUCUGGAGAUCGAAGUCCACCGGCUGGUGAACGGCCUGACGACGCUGUCCCUGGUGGUCGGCAUCGUGUUCAUCAUCCUGUGGGCGGUCUGGCUGCGCACGACCUUCCCUGGGUUCAUGUCCGUAGCCGACGCAUUGGCCAAUGGCGUCGGCGUCCUGGUCACCUUUGUGCCGGGCAGUCUGCCCAUCUCGUUGACACUGACUUUGACCGCGAUUGCCCGGCGCAUGCAGCGCCAUAAUGUGCUGAUCAAGAACCUGACCACGGUCGAGACGCUCGGGUCGGUUUCGACCGGCACCCUGACGCAGCGUCCGCGUCAAUGUUGUGCAUGUAGCUGUGGCCGACCAGGAAAUGACCGUCGGGGAGCUGCUCCGAUCUGCCCUUCAACGCUGGUCACCCGGCUGUACGAAUCCGCAGCACUCUGCAAUGCAGCCGAAUUCGAGGAAUCCUCAGACACUCAGCCAUUGCUGGAGCGCCCGGCCAUAGGCGAUGCCACCGACGCAGCGCUUCUGCGGUUCUCGGCGCACAUCCAUCCGGAACCACCCACGCACCAGAUCCUGUUCCGGAUCCCCUUCAACAUCCGCAACCGCUGGCAGCUAUCCGUCUGCAAGCCGCUGGAUGGUUCGCCCUUCGUUCUGGACUCCCGCGGCGAGAUUGUCGAGCUGACCGACAAGCUGCGGAGGCAGAUGCAGGAGCGACAGAGAACGUGGGCCGAGCAGGGCGAGCGCGUGUUGAUGCUGUGUCGCCGCGACUACGGAGCAGAGAAUCCCCCGUCGCGCAUGUACCAGGCAGCGCAGAUGUGCAUGAAACAGGGGCUGUGCUGCGUGGGUCUGGUGGGGAUGGUGGAUCCGCCGCGUCGUGAAAUCCCAGGCGUGGUCGAUACGUUCCGGGCGGCGGGUGUGCGCGUCUACAUGGUGACUGGCGACUAUGCGGCGACAGCGGCGGUGGUGGCCCGGCAAUGCCGCAUCAUCACGGGCAUGGUAACCGACACCAUCGACGAUGUAAUGCGGCAGGUGGACCAGCCCUCAUCCACAUCUCACUGCUCAUGCAAGUCGUCAAUGUGUAGCGAGAAGCGCUGCUCGCACUCGCUGGUGGUGUCGGGGCCGGAGCUGAAGAUGCUGCGCAGCGAGCACUGGGACGUGAUGGAGACAUACGAGGAGAUUGUGUUUGCAAGAAUCACGCCCGAGCAGAAACUGCAGGUGGUCGAGGAGUUGGCCAGACGCGAUCACUAUGUGGCGGUGACUGGCGAUGACGUCAACGAUCUGCCGGCUAUGCGCGCGGCUCAGAGGUGGCCAAAGGAGGCGGCCGACAUGGUCCUGCUGGACAACAACUUCUCGUCGAUCGUCGUGGCCAUCGAGUGCGGCCGGCUGGUGUUUGUCAAUCUGAAAAAGGUCAUCAUUUACCUCUUGCCGAUGACCAACCUCAGCGAGAUCGUGCCAUCGCUGCUUAAUGUCGUUUUGGGCCUGCCCAUCCCGCUGUCGACGUUCCUGAUGCUGGUAAUCAACACGGUGACUGACGUCUGGGCGUCGAUUAAUCUGAUCAACGAGGAGCCCGAGAGCGACCUGCUUCUGCAUCCGCCACGCAACCCGAAGCGCGAGGGCCUGGUCAACGUGCGGUUUUUCCUGCAGGCGUACGGGUUCAUCGGGCUGUGGCAGACGUUCAGCGGACACUUCAUGUUCUUUUUGUGCAUAUAUCUGCGGGCCGGAAUUGCGCCCAAGGACGUGUUCCUGGCGUUCAACAAGUGGACCGACGGGUACAUGGGCAAGUCGCAGGCGGAGCUCUCGGAGAUCGUGCGGGUGGCAGGCAGCGCCCAUUUCUUUACCCUGGUGGUGAUGCAGUGGGGCAACAUGUUUGUUGCGCGCACACGCACCCUGGGGUUCUUUCAGCAGAACCCAUUCCGCGGCACCAAGCGCAACCCGCAGCUGCUUAUUGCAAUCCCAAUCUCCAUUGCCGUCGCGCUGCUUGUCAAUGAGGUCGGCUGGUUCAACCGCAUCUUCUUGACCGGCCGCAUCCCGGUCGAGUUCUUCUUCCUCCCGAUCCCGUUCGCUCUGUUCCUGAUUGUGCUCGACGAGACACGCAAGAUGAUCGUGCGGCGAUACCCGACCAGCCUCGUCGCCCGACUGGCGUGGUAA